Molecule: messenger RNA, 1047 nt
Organism: Arthroderma uncinatum
Lineage: Eukaryota; Fungi; Ascomycota; Eurotiomycetes; Onygenales; Arthrodermataceae
Exons: 2
Coding region: 1-1047 (348 amino acids)
Cellular component (GO): cytosol
Molecular function (GO): hydroxypyruvate reductase [NAD(P)H] activity; glyoxylate reductase (NADPH) activity; NAD binding
Source: RefSeq, a predicted model, not a curated record
AUGACUUCCAUGCCAAUAGAAUCGAGGAAGAAGCCUCGCGUGUUCAGUCUAGGUUCAGUCGAGCAUGUGGGAGCCGAGUAUCUUGCAGAAUUCCAGCAGGAGUUUGACUUAUACACGGUCGAUAAAUGUACUCGAGAAGACGUCAAGGGGUUGCUACAAGAAAACAUCAAAAAAUAUGGCCCGAUAGAUGCCUUCAUCGCAGGGCCGGGUGGCCUACCAUAUUAUCCAUUCGACGAAGAUAUUUUCUCCCCGUUGCUACCGAGCUGCAAAAUUAUUUCGACCAUUACUUCAGGCUAUAAUAUGUUCGAUGUAGAUUGGAUUACGAAGCAGGGCAUGUGGCUGGCAAAUACCCUCGAUGGCUUUGCGGAACCUACCGCUGACAUGGCCCUAUUCUUACUCCUGGCUGUGUUUAGGAACACCACAAAUGCAGAACAGAGUGCGAGAGCAGGGACUUGGAGAAAUAAUCUUAACCCGACCCAUGAUCCCUCCGGGUCUACAUUAGGUAUCGUGGGAUUAGGGGCAAUUGGAAAGUACCUAGCUAAGAAGGCUGCAGUGUUUAAUAUCAAGGUCGUAUAUUAUAGUCGAACUCAGCUGCCAGCAGAUGUUGAGUCCGAGUAUGGGGUAACCUACUACGCCUCCUUACACGAUAUGCUCGCGGUGUCCGACGCAAUCUCCAUUUGCUGUCCAUUAACCGAGAAGACCAGAGGGUUGAUCGGCCCAAAGGAGUUCGCAGCAAUGAAAAAUGGCGCUUAUCUCAUUAAUACGGCUAGGGGGGCAAUUGUGGAUGAGAAAAGUUUGAUUGAAGCCCUUGAAAGUGGGAAAAUAACUCGAGCAGGCCUCGACGUCUUUGAUGGAGAACCGAACAUAAACCCUUACUUCAAGACUAGCGACAAAGUCAUUAUUCAGCCUCAUCUAGCAGGUUUGACGGACUUGGCAAUUCGACGAGCUGGAAAGGAAUGCUUUGAGAACAUUCGUUCUCUGUUCAGGACAGGGAAGCCAGUUUCGCCGGUGGUUGAUAUUGAGCGCAACAGUGCUGGGCGGAACUAG